This is a messenger RNA of Letharia lupina, 636 nucleotides long. RefSeq lists its product as uncharacterized. The transcript is spliced from 3 exons. Lineage: Eukaryota; Fungi; Ascomycota; Lecanoromycetes; Lecanorales; Parmeliaceae. The record is from RefSeq and is a predicted model, not a curated record. Bases 1 to 636 code for a protein of 211 amino acids.
AUGACUGAUAUAGUAGCAGACUCUGCCAACACGGUACCCAUCAGUGCCAUCGCAGUGCUCGGCUUCUUCGUUGGAAUUUCGAUCAUCCUCAUCAUCGGCAAGGUGAUCAAGGGACGUCGCGAUCCCAAGAGAAAGAAGGCCAUGGUCGCUGAUCAGCAGUGGCUCAGCGAUACGGGGAAAGAUGAUCUCUCGCCGGAUCAUCGUGCGAGACACGAGGCUGGGAGUCCAACCCAACUGCACCUUUCCGUCAAUCACCAAAACCCACAAGCCAAACAUCACAGAACGAACGUGUUCAAUCUGACUUACGUCCUAACCUACCUGCAAGCGUCCACUCCCACCAGCUACGACUCCUCUCGAGAAUACUCGGGUGUUGUCCCCAAAGACCCCUCGUCCAAACACACGAUGCUCUGCCUCAUGGCCGUCACGGCUUUGGCCCUCUCCCACAUCUGUGACUGGCGGGAGCGAAGGAAACGGGAUCAAAGACAGCAGGAUAGGCUUGCUGCCCUCGAGAAUGGCAUGAUGGAUCUCACGGGCAGGCUCCUGCCAAACCCAGGAUAUCCCCUACUCGACGAGGACGAUGAUUUCAAACUUCCACCACCCGCAUAUGAGCUUCACGAGGGGAUUCCUGAGGACUGA